Anopheles marshallii is the source of this 843-nucleotide messenger RNA. Its product is annotated as proteasome subunit beta type-5-like. Bases 1 to 843 code for a protein of 280 amino acids. The record is from RefSeq and is a predicted model, not a curated record. Lineage: Eukaryota; Metazoa; Arthropoda; Insecta; Diptera; Culicidae. The transcript is spliced from 3 exons. Gene Ontology annotation, molecular function: threonine-type endopeptidase activity. Gene Ontology annotation, cellular component: proteasome core complex.
AUGGCUCUAGCGGAACUUUGCGGAUUUUCCCCGCGUGGCCUUGAAAUGGGCAGUGAUAUGUUUCAUCGGGACAUCGCGCUGAACACGCAAAACCUACACAACAACAUGUCGCUUGCUGUUCCACCGUUUCAAGAUCCCGCGUUGAAUCUGGCCAAACUUCAAGCUGCAGGUGAAUCAAGCGGCAUCAAGAUGGAUUUCGAUCACGGUACCACCACACUGGGCUUCCGGUUCCAGGGCGGAGUAAUUCUAGCUGUCGAUUCUCGUGCCACCGGCGGCCAGUUCAUUGGUUCACAGACGAUGAAAAAAAUUGUGGAGAUUAAUGACUAUCUGCUGGGCACGUUGGCUGGUGGUGCGGCCGAUUGCGUGUACUGGGACCGUGUGCUGGCUAAGGAGUGUCGCAUCUAUGAGCUGCGCAACAAGGAACGUAUUUCUGUGGCUGCUGCGAGCAAGAUCAUGUCCAACAUCGUCUAUUACUACAAGGGUAUGGGACUUAGUAUGGGCAUGAUGUUGGCCGGGUACGACAAACGGGGACCGCAACUGUACUACAUCGAUUCGGAAGGUACACGAACUCCCGGAAAGGUGUUCUCCGUUGGCAGUGGUUCUAUCUACGCAUACGGUGUGCUCGAUUCCGGGUAUCACUGGGAUUUGACCGACGAGGAAGCGCAGGACCUUGGCAGACGUGCUAUCUAUCACGCCACCCACCGCGAUGCUUAUUCUGGCGGUAUCGUGCGUGUGUACCACAUCAAGCCGUCUGGCUGGGUUAACAUCUCCAAUCAGGACUGCAUGGAUCUGCACUUCCAGUUCAAGGAUGAAAAGAAUAAGAAGUUUGGUGAAUCGGCAUAG